Sphaeroforma arctica JP610 is the source of this 4019-nucleotide messenger RNA. RefSeq lists its product as hypothetical. Gene Ontology annotation, cellular component: membrane. The transcript has 27 exons. The record is from RefSeq and is a predicted model, not a curated record. Gene Ontology annotation, biological process: transmembrane transport. Gene Ontology annotation, molecular function: ATP hydrolysis activity; ATP binding; ABC-type transporter activity. Lineage: Eukaryota; Ichthyosporea; Ichthyophonida. The coding region runs from base 1 to 3939 and encodes 1312 amino acids.
AUGUAUACUUACGACGCCAUCGAUGAUCUCGGAGGACGCAAACCUAAACGUAAAUGGGGCAAGAAGAAAGACAAGAAAACAAAGGAAGAUGAUAAGAACAAAGUCCCCGAUGACGAGGAAGCGGUGGAUAUUGGAUUCAAAGACAUGUUUAUCAUGGCGACCAAGAAAGACUGGUAUCUUAUGCUAUUGGGAGCUAUCACCUCAGGCGUAGCAGGUGUCGCCUUCCCCUUCUUUGGUCUGCUACUUGGAGACACCAUGGACGGAUUCUAUCCCACAUACCAACCCGAUGUCGUCAAGGAUGCGUCGCUGAACUUCUUCUACUUUGCCAUCGUGCUCUUUCUCACCAGUUUCCUUGGUUAUGCAUGCUUCGCAGUUGCGGCGGCCAAUCAGGUUGAGAUACUCCGGGCAGAGGCGCUGCGAGCGACACUCAAGCAGGAACUAGGAUGGUAUGAUGUGCGAGAGCCCACACAGCUGUCGUCGCGUAUUGCAGGAGAUACCGUUUUGAUACAGGGUGCCAUCGGCCAGAAACUUUCCGAAUUCAUCAAGUAUAUCUGCCAGUUCUUUGGAGGUUUCAUUCUGGGUUUCGUGAAGGGCUGGAAGAUGGCUCUGAUGAUGUGUGCCGGUCUCCCCGUGAUGAUCAUUGCCUUCGGUGCCUUGGGCGUGGCUAUUAAGAUCAUCACAGAGCAGCAGCAAACGGCGUACGCUAAGGCAGGCGGUGUGGCUGAGGAGACCUUCAGCUCAAUGCGAACGGUCGCCAGUUUGUCGGCGGAAAAGACUCAGACGGAGCGCUACGAGGGCUUUGUUGCUGGUGCUGAGAAGGUUGCCAUCAAGGCCGGGCUUCUGCUGGCCCUGAGUCUGGGCUUUAUCUUCAUGAUCAUCUUCCUGACCUAUGCCUUGGGUUGGUGGUGGGGCGGGUAUCUGAUCAGCAACGACGAUCCCAACAUCCAGUCCGUGGGCGAUGUAACCAAUGUGUUCUUCAGUUUCAUGAUGGGGACUAUGGCUAUUGCGCAGGUGGGUCCUAAUUUCACAUCCAUCCUUGAAGGCCGUGGUGCUAUGGAGUCUAUCAUGCGUAUCCUCAAGCGAAACCCCCGAAUUCCAGAGGACGGUGGUGCCAAACCCGACAGCACAGCGGGAGUGAUCGAGUUUAAAGACAUCACAUUCGUCUACCCAUCUCGACCCGACCAAGUGAUUCUCAAAAACUUCAACUUGAAGGUCAAGCCAGGCCAAACCGUCGCCUUAGUCGGUGCUUCGGGAAGUGGUAAGAGUACCGCUAUUGGCAUGCUGCAGCGUUUCUAUGAGCCCAUUCAGGGGUCUGUUCUGCUGGAUGGCCAGGACAUUAAGGGUCUGGACACAUACUGGCUGCGUGGUCAAAUGGGACUGGUGGGACAGGAGCCCUCUCUCUUCCACGGCACCAUCGCAGAGAACAUUGCGUUCGGAAAGGGCGACAUCUCAACUGUGUCUAUGGACGACAUCGUGCAAGCCGCCAAGGACGCUAAUGCCUACAACUACAUCAUGCAGUUCCCAAACGGCUUCGACACACUGGUGGGUGAGAAAGGUGUGCAACUCUCAGGCGGUCAGAAACAGCGCAUCGCCAUUGCCCGUGCCAUUAUCCGUCGGCCACAGAUUCUGUUGCUGGACGAAGCCACUAGUGCUCUGGAUACGGAGAGUGAGAGAAUUGUCCAGGCGGCGCUCGACGGUCUCAUGGACGACAACAACCGCACGUGUCUGGUUGUGGCGCACCGACUGACAACUAUUCGCAACGCUGAUGUGAUCGCGUGCUUCAAAGACGGAAAAAUCCACGAGCAAGGCACGCACGAUGAGUUGAUGAAGAUUAAGGAUGGAGUGUACUAUGGUCUGAUUGAGCUACAGAUGGGAAAGGCCUAUACAGACCAGUUGGCAGACGGAGACGACAGCGACUCGGACGAGGACAAAGAACCCGAUCUGGACGAACCCGUCCCGGCUGGUUUUGAUGAGAAUAUGGUGCCGAAUGUACGCAAGGCGUCAGCGUUUGCCACAGAUAUUGCGCGAAAGAUCUCGCAGAUGGGGGGCAGUCGCACUAGUAGUGUGAAGAGCAGGCAUAGUGUGCUACACACUAGUCAGUCGACCAAGAGUCGCGGAGAGGACUCUAAUGUGGGGUUAACAGAGGAGGAUCCCGAGGCUCAACCCGUCGACGAAGGCGCACAGGGCUGGGAGUUGACUCGCCGUAUUUGGAGCCUCAAUAAACCAGUGCGCAUGUUCAUGAUACUGGGCAUGUUUGCGGCUGCGCUGAAUGGAGCCGUCUUCCCAGUCAUGAGCGUCAUGCUAACCAACAUCAUCAACGUACUGGGUACUGCCCCUAAGGAGACGCUCUACGACCAGAUGAGUGCGGCCGCGUUAGACUUUGUCAUUCUGGCUAUAGUCGCGGGUGUGCUGAUGUUCUUCCAGACGUACAUCUUUUCGUAUGCCGGUGAGAAGCUCGUCACGCGCCUGCGGGUCAUGACGUUCUCCAAUCUGAUUCGUCAGGAUAUCGCCUUUUUCGACGAUGAGAGCAACAACACGGGUUCUCUAACAGCCCGUUUGGCCACCGACGCCACACUGGUCAAGGACGUGAGCGGACAAAACCAGGGGCGUAUUGUGCAGAAUAUGUCUACACUCGUGACGGCUAUGGUCAUUGCCUUUGUGUUGGGUAGUUGGAAGGUGACGCUGGUGCUGUUGGCCCUGUUCCCGCUGUUGAUCGGUGUCAGUACCUUGCAGAUCAAAUUCAUCCAAGCGGGUGCAAAAGACGCCAAUGACUCGGUGGCUGCGUCAGGCAAACUCGCCACUGAGGCUGUGGGUAACAUCAGGACUGUGAAGGCGUUUGGUUUGCAAAGGCCCAUUGCCGCCAAUUACCAGACGGCUCUGCAAACCAACACCAAAGAAACGGUGAAGAAGGGCAUGAUUGGUGGGUUCUCUGUGGGCAUGACCCAGUUCAUCUCGUUCGGUGGCUAUGCGCUCGUAUUCUGGUACGGAGGCACCUUAGUAGGUAAAGGUGAGAUCACGUUCGACGAGUGCCUAAAGUCUCUGAUGGCUAUAAUGUUCGCUGCCAUGGGUUUGGCACAGACAUCGUCGUUUAUGACCGACAGCACAGCCGCAAACGAUGCCGCGCGCAAGAUCUUCAUGGUCGUCGACCGUGUGCCCGACAUUGACAUCUCGUCAUUCGAAGGCGCACAGCCGAAAGCGACUCAGGGACACAUUGAGGUGAAGAACGUCCACUUCAAAUACCCCUCACGACCACUGCAACGUAUUCUGAAGGGCUACAACUUGGACAUUGGUGAGGGCCAGACUGUGGCACUCGUCGGUGAAUCAGGCAGUGGUAAAUCGACGAUCAUCUCUCUGGUGGAGCGCUUCUACGACCCCAACGCCGGACAGGUGUACCUGGAUGGAGUGGAUUUAACAGAACUCAACGUGAAUUGGCUGCGUUCUCAAGUGGGGCUGGUGGGCCAAGAACCGGUGCUGUUUGGUGGCACAAUCAUGUCUAACAUUGCUACUGGCAAGCCAGGCGCCACCUCUGAAGAGGUUGUAAAUGCUGCCAAGUCCGCGAACGCACACAACUUCAUCAUGGACUUCCCCGAUGGGUACGAGACGUUAGUGGGUGACAGGGGUGCACAGUUGUCGGGUGGGCAGAAGCAGCGUGUGGCCAUAGCUAGAGCCAUCAUUCAGAACCCACGUAUUCUACUGCUUGAUGAGGCGACUUCGGCCCUGGACGCGGAGAGUGAACGCGUUGUACAGGAUGCGCUGGACAAGUUGUUGGCAGCUCAGAGACGAACCACAAUCAUUGUUGCUCACCGCUUGACCACUAUUAAGAACGCCGAUAAGAUAGCUGUAAUCAAGAAUGGUGUUAUCGUCGAGCAAGGCAAAUUUGACGAGUUGGUAGCAAUGGGUGGCGAAUUUGCGAAACUUAAUGCAGUACAGCCUGUAUAAUUUAAAAUCGGGAAUUCAUAUUUUUUUAAGUGUUAAUAAAAUACAUAAUUCGUAGAUCUGCUUCAGAGGUCUAUACUGAG